Messenger RNA from Talaromyces amestolkiae, 2490 nucleotides. RefSeq lists its product as uncharacterized. Gene Ontology annotation, molecular function: protein binding. Lineage: Eukaryota; Fungi; Ascomycota; Eurotiomycetes; Eurotiales; Trichocomaceae. The record is from RefSeq and is a predicted model, not a curated record. The transcript has a single exon. Bases 1 to 2490 code for a protein of 829 amino acids.
AUGCCGAACUUUCCCAAGACCCUCGCACGCUGCGACAUUGUAGCACAGCUUUCCACUUCCUCAAGAGGGACUUCACAAAAAUGGAUACCGAAAGGUGUUGAACCGACGAGGAGGGCGCCGGGGCCCUAUACAAUUACACCCGACUUGAUACGGACGAAUCGUACAAUUACCAACGGUCUUGUCUUGUCAUCCUGUCGCAUUCAAGAGACGCGGCGGCUUUCUAGUCAUGUUUUGCGACAUCUGAUUCACACACAAUCUUCGCUGUCAACAAGUCUAGAAACAGAGAGUUCCGAAGAUAAUCUCACGACGAAUAUACAAAACGAUGGCUUUCAAUUUCAUCCUCUACCAAUCCGCCAGGUCAAGAUCGAUGCGCCUCGCAUAACAAGGUACGAAUCGCAAAGUAUUGAGAGGAUAAAUCCGAAACGUCAAAAGGCCGCAUUACAAGUAAGAGAGAAGAAGUUUCUCUGGGUCGACCCGAAGCUUGCGUUGAAGCAAAUCAAGAACCCCAUGAAACACUACACCAAGGAAGAGGCUGGCAUUCCUUUCAAGGUCAAAGAUUCUGUCAGACGUGCGGAGUUAGCACUGCGAAAGCAAGGGAGGUUCAUCACAAAACAAGCUUUCGACCAUGAUAUCAAAAUUAGGCUGUCGACGAUGUUCUCCGUCGAAGGAGUUCCCAAAGUAUGGAUUUCUUACUUCAACUACCUCUUUCAAUGCAAACAAGACGGGAAGAUGGACUCCUGGCAACCGCCACCAGUCAUCGAUACGGGCACCCACCAGCUAUUUAAUCUUUUACGGGAGAAAGGUCUGGAGAGUUUCAGAGAACAAUGGGAGGUAUAUGGAGAGCGUGCCAAAUAUAGGCAAUGGCCUCUUGUUGCCCUUCAUAUAUUGAGCACUUGCCCUUCCCUGAUGCCGGACUUUUUGAUAGGCACAGACUGCGCACCAUACCCACCAUUUGCAAUGGUAAGCGACUGUAUGGUUUACAUGCAUCUGUUCCACAAAGAAGUUGAUCACAAUGCUCGCAAAGCCGCUAUUCUUCGCUGCAUGGAUCCGGACAGAUGGCCGGUCGUGAACCUUCCACAACGUGGCGUCAGGCUAUACGCGAUGACUGCGGGCAAGGAAAAUGCUUAUAGAGCCAUGGAAAUCAUGCGUUCACGAGACUCGCAGGUCUCAGCUUACACCUUGCUCGCUUUCAUGAAUGUAUGUACACAAGCUGGGGAUGUCGACAAGGCGCUGGAGUGCCUCCGCGCGAUUGCCUUAGUAGAGGAUCGGCAGGGACUUUCAAUGAAUUCGGAAGGUAUACUACGCCACUGUUGCAAACUUCUUGAAUUGGAUGAAGUCGUGGAUGAAAACGGCGUACGCAAUUUCAAGAUCCUGCCACAAAUUCUGAAGCUGGGAGUGACUCCAUGUCUCGAGAUGAUGAAUGUGGUUCUCUCGAACGCUUUCAAAACCGGAGAUCCACAUCUUGGUCUUGACAUGUUAGACUACAUGAAGGAACAGGGCAUGGAAUUCAGCUCCUAUACAUACAAUAUCCUACUCACCGAUGCUGUGGCUCSCCMAGAUCGAGAUCGGGKUGAUGCUCUCCUACAUGAAAUCAACCUACAUCCAGAACUCAAAGAUAAUCGAUUUAUUGCUUCCAAGGUAUUCCAUUCUCAUUACGUCUUUGGUGCCAAGGAUGCCUACCGCUCAGAUAACCCGGGCAGACAUCUUAUGGAUAUGUUGGAUGUUUAUUGUCGCUACUACGACCCUACACCACUCAAAGAACUUGGGAUCAUUCCAGAACGAUUCAAUACGAUGGAUAUCCCGGCAGAAGACCAACCAAGCACAAUCAUCUUAGUGAUCAUGAUAGCAACGUACCUAAGAUGCAACCCGCGACAUGUGGCAACGAUGCGGCUUUAUAAACGAUUUUGCGAAUUAGUCGCCCAGAGACAUCCCGUUAUCGCACCACUUGUCCAACAUCCACAAGUAUACAACGAGUUUAUCAUCUCUUUUCGCCCAUAUGGUUCGGAUCUGAGGGAUUGUGUCUCGAUAGUGGAGGACAUGAUCUGUGCCGAACCUUUUGAGAUCGACGACACUGUCAUCCACCCAGCGAAGCCGAACGAUUUUACAUGGAAUACUUUGAUGAGUGUAUUUGUCUCUCACCGCGAUAUGGAAGGUGUGGCUUCGGUUCGGGAAAUCAUGCGACAAAGCGGCAUCAAAUUUACCGAUGUAACCUGGGCCACGAUUAUCAACGGAACAGUGAGAAAUCAGGAUAYCCCCGCCACGAUAGCUGCGUUGAAAGAGAUGGAUGAAGGCGGAUUUGCGCCUGACAGCUAUACGGUCAAAGCGUUACGUCUUGCUCAUGACCCGGAGCGACUCCAGGCUGCAAUCGAGGCUCUUGAUAAAGAGACAGAACAGCUCGUGGAGCAAGAAAUGAAAGUCAUAGAGCGUGAGAAUGAUGAAUUGAUGGAUCGGGGGCUCAGGCGUCUAGCACUUGCUUCGAAGAAGUAUUAG